Molecule: messenger RNA, 1797 nt
Organism: Dufourea novaeangliae
Lineage: Eukaryota; Metazoa; Arthropoda; Insecta; Hymenoptera; Halictidae
Gene: Socs36E
Exons: 5
Coding region: 41-1621 (526 amino acids)
Biological process (GO): intracellular signal transduction; phosphatidylinositol phosphate biosynthetic process
Cellular component (GO): phosphatidylinositol 3-kinase complex
Molecular function (GO): 1-phosphatidylinositol-3-kinase regulator activity
Source: RefSeq, a predicted model, not a curated record
UACUUUUGAGGCAAUAAGAUGCCUUUUGGUCCAUUUAAUAAUGGGACAGCAUUUCGCUAGUCUCAGAGAAUUUUUUAGAAUGGAUGGUGAACGGCAGUCUUCUGAAGUAUGCUCCAGUGUUAUUCAGCACUCAAGAUUAGAUAUGAUGAAUCAGGAUGAUGUAGAGAACAUGCAUGAUGAUGCAAAUAACGGAAAUGUACCUGCAUUAAACUCAAAUUCAAUAUUACAUGGAGAAUGCAAGAUGCAUGGGAUUUUGGACAAUGACAGAUUAAAUUUAGAACUGGAUAAUCAUAAUUCUAAAUUUGAAACAUUAUAUAGUCAACCUAUUGAAACUCAGGAUUCAAAGCAAAUUUGUAGCAAUGGAAAUGUUACUAGCGAGAUACAUUUCAAGCAACAGGAAGUAUGUUGCAGUAGUUCUGAACGUAGUAAUAAUAGCAGUAGUUCAGAAGAUAGUCCUGUAAACCCUCCUUUAAGGAGAUCUUCUAAAACCUUAUCAUUUGGAAAACGCAAAAGCAAACAGCGUAACAAGGAUCAGAACCCUGCAUGUACUCAUGUUUUAUCUUCUAAGAAGAAGAGGAGUAAUUGGGUACUGAAAUUUAAUUGCGCCAAGAGUAAAGCUUCUAAAAGCACUGACAUUAUUCCCAGUCAUGGAAAUACUAGUUCAGAAUGCGUAUGCACUGGUUAUAGAAGAACUGGAGAGCAUUCUGUUGGAGCUGGUGUCGUGCUUAAUAGUCAGUCGGCUCCGCAAAGUCCAGUGCUAGGUCCCCUUCCACCUAGUCCUGUAAUUGAUCUUUCAAGAAUCUAUCCAGAGGAGUUUCCCAUGGAAGAUUGCGAUGAAAGAGCUCGACUGCAACGUGCACGAGAAAUGGAGGAAGGUGUUGAACCUCCUCCUGGUUAUAAGCCUAAUUCAUCAGACAUACAAGUACAUGCAAAUGGAAUAACAGUAGACAGUUUAGCGGCCUUAUUUCAAGCCCAUGCCGGCAUUCAUGCUGCUGCCCUCACGGCAUUGUCUCAGAUUGAUUUUACGUUAAUUCCAAACAUCGAAAGACCUGCGCAUACACAGGUCGAUUAUGUUCAUUGCCUUGUACCAGACCUCAGGUCAAUUACAGCUUGCUCCUUUUAUUGGGGUAAAAUAGAUAGAUACGAAGCGGAACGUUUGUUAGAAGGCAAACAAGAAGGCACGUUUUUGUUGCGGGAUUCGGCUCAAGAAGAGUUUCUCUUUUCUGUGAGUUUUCGAAAAUAUGGACGUUCUCUGCAUGCGCGAAUCGAACAAUGGAAUCAUAAGUUUAGUUUUGAUUCACACGAUCCAGGAGUUUAUGCCUCGGAAACGGUAUGCGGUUUAAUCGAACAUUAUAAGGACCCUUCUUGUUGCAUGUUCUUUGAACCUAUGCUCACAAUACCAUUGCAUCGAAAUUUUACCUUUCCGUUGCAACACUUGUGCCGAGCGGUAAUUACUACACGAACAACAUACGACGGUAUAAAUAAACUGCAGUUGCCAAAGACACUUAAAAGUUAUCUUAAGGAAUACCAUUACAAACAAAGAGUACGCGUUAGGCGAUUGGACACUGAAAACGAUUUGCAGUCAGAUGGAAGAUCCAUAUCAUAUUUACCUUUAAUAUGAGUCUCUGUAUUCAUGUUCAAUAGAACUAUCAUACGUUACCUUAUUAAUUUUCCACUCGAAUCUACCACUUUACUAUAGUCAGCAUAUGUGCAGUACUGGGACCAACGUCACUGCAUGCAUACGAAUUGUCUAUACUUUCAAGAAAAAUAUUUAUUAAAUGUACGCGUGUGUUGCAA